AUGUUUGCGCGGGCGCGGCACGCGUUAAUAACAGUUCAAUUGAGGGCACCCAUCUUCCUUGGUGAUGGUGCCAAGAUGACAAUGCAGUGGUUCCUGCCGGCGCUGCUGGCGCUCAGCGCGCUGGUUGCCGCCGAGCCCCGGUACCCGCAGAGCACACAUCGGCCGCGGCAUUGGCAGCGCGGCAUAAGGACACUUGACGACCGCUCGCCGAGCCAAUUCGUCGGGCCACACGUGUGCCGAAGUCGGAACAGUACGCAUUGCUGUCCCGGGUGGACUUCUAGGCCCAAUUCUUUAUUAUGCGUAGUCCCACUUUGCCGGCCGGACUGUGGCUCUCCAGAGUUCUGUAUUGCGCCCAACAUGUGCCGCUGCCCGAACGGUAUUGAAGCGCCAUCUUGUAAUUCCGGUGGACUUCAUCCAUAUUCGCCUCGUACGCGAGGAGGCUGUAGGCGGAUUUGUAUGAACGGCGGUACUUGUACUAAUGGGACUUGCGCAUGUGCACCAGGCUGGAGCGGAGAGUUCUGCACCGAGCCCAUAUGCCGUGAACCUUGCUUACAUGGCGGCCGUUGUAUCGCCCCGGAUCGCUGUGUGUGCUUCCACGGCUUAUCCGGCACACGGUGCGAGAUCGACAGAAGAACUGGUCCGUGUUACACGGACACGCGCGGCGCUCUGUGCACGGGCGCGCUGGAAGGAGUGGUGUGCACCAAGCAGCUGUGCUGUGCCACCGUGGGCGUCGCUUGGGGGCAUCCCUGCGAGCGCUGCGCAGACCUCGACUGCCCACCCGGACACUUACGUAACCUCGCCACCAAGGAGUGCCAGGAUAUAGACGAAUGUGCAGCAGUACCGGGUCUUUGUUCUGGCGGCAAAUGUGUUAACUCCAUAGGCUCAUUCGCCUGCGAGUGUCCACCCGGUCAGCGACGCCAUCGGCUCACCAACAAUUGUGAAGAUAUUGAUGAAUGCGAAGAACCCGAUAUUUGUCCCAAUGGAAAAUGCGUGAACACAGAGGGUGAUUACUACUGCCACUGCAAUCCUCAUUUUAUCCCUAGUCCAGACAAGAAGUUUUGUAUAGAUGGCAGAGUGGGCAGCUGCUUCACAUAUAUAAGCGAGACUGGCGAGUGUUCUGAUCGUCUUUCGGUGCAGUUAUCGAACCGCGACUGUUGCUGUGGGUUCAACAUGGGUCGCGCUUGGGGAGAACUAUGCGCGCCCUGCCCUCCGAGAGGCUCCAUGGAAUGGUCCCACCUCUGUGGAGGUAUACCGAACAAAUGGCGCAGAAAUAACACGGGAGGCAUCGAAGAGGGCAGUAUUGAAGAGUAUGAGCCUCCAUCCAUAGCUAAAAUUAACGAGUGCAUGUUGCGGAGCGGCAUAUGCGGCCUCGGCGACUGCGUCGACAAGGACCCAGGUUACAAUUGUAACUGCUGGGAAGGUGCUGAGAAGAACGAACGCGACGGAAAUCCAAUUUGUAUUGACAUUGACGAAUGUGCACUCGGAUAUUGCAAGGGCGGUAUUUGUACGAACAAUUUUGGUUCCUUCGAUUGUAGGUGUCCACCUGGUUUCGAUCCCGUCGACAAUAACAGACGAUGUAGUGACCAAAACGAGUGCGAGGUUACCCAUGGUGCAAUGUGCACUAACGGAUUGUGCCGAGGUACCGCUACUGGUUACGAGUGCGUAUGCAAUCCCGGAUACGAGUCGACGGAGACAGGACACGCUUGUCGAGAUGUGGACGAGUGUCGCGAAUCUGCUAACGUGUGUCGGCGCGGCCGUUGCCGCAACUUGCCCGGCUCCUACGACUGUCAAUGCGACGUCGGAUUCGAGUUUGUACCUGGGAGCUACUGUAUCGACAUCGAUGAAUGCGCUGACAAAAGCGUUUGUAAAGGCGGCAGGUGCGUGAACAUCGAGGGUUCGUUCCAAUGCGUGUGCGAGGCGGGGUACCGUCUGACGGCGGACCGCGGCGCUUGCGUGGACGUCGACGAGUGCUCGGAGCAGCGCGUGUGUCGCAACGGACGCUGCCACAACACGCCCGGCUCAUUCCGCUGCGAGUGUCUGCCCGGCUUCACGCUCAGCGCCGAUGGCAGAACGUGCCUCGAUGAAGUUCAAGACUUGUGUUACGAGAAAUAUGAAGACGGACAGUGUUCUGGUCCUGGUAACAGUCCUGUUACCAGGUCUCAGUGUUGCUGUAGUUCCAGCAAAGGCGAGUAUUGGUGGAGAGUAGUUUGUAUGUUAAAUUUUAUUUUGUUUCUAAUCACACUAUUUAUUUAUUCUACGUCUUUAGGUCUUCAUCUAGGCUGGGGUGUGUCCUGCAAACAAUGUCCCUCGAGAGGAUCUCCAGAUUAUGAGAUCCUUUGUCCCGAAGGUCAAAGUAAAGACAACGGUGGUGCAGACAUCAACGAGUGUAACGUUAUUCCGGGUAUCUGCCAACAUGGCACCUGCGAGAACCUCGAUCCCGGCUUCCGAUGCAUAUGUGAUCCAGGAUUUCAUUCAGAUUCAGAUGGAAUCUGCAGGGAUAUAGACGAGUGCGAUAUGCACCAAUCGUUAUGCACAGGUGGCACAUGCCGGAACACGAUAGGAAGCUUCACGUGUGUAUGCCCGCCUGGUACUCGGUACGAGCCUGAUGAACAGAUCUGCCGAGAUAUAGACGAAUGCGAUGGUGAGGUUAUUUUCAUCGUCUCGGACUACGAGCGGGGGGACAUCCCCCCCUCGUUCCCAGUCAACGCAGAACAAUCAAACCCGUGUGACAACGGCCGCUGCAUCAACACGCAUGGAAGCUACGAAUGCGAGUGCGAACACGGAUUCGUUUUGGACGCCACCGCUCAACACUGUAUUGAUAAUCGUCGCGGAUCGUGUUGGCGGCGCGUGGUGGACGGUCAGUGCGAGGGCGCAGCGCCGCGUCCGCUGCUGCGGCAGGAGUGCUGCUGCUCUGUAGGACUCGCCUGGGGCUCACCCUGUGAGCCCUGCGACCUGGAACACUGCCCCUGCCCUAAAGGCUUCGCUAAGGCAAUCGUUGCGUGGACACUCGUCACGAAAUGUGCUAUACAGAGUACAUGGGCGGUCGAUGCACGGGCCCGUUGCGGCCAGUGUUGCGCGCCGUCUGUUGCUGCUCUGCCCUCGGCCACGCCUGGGGGGACUCGCGCUGUGAACCCUGCCCUAAGAAAGGCUUUAUCGAAUUCAUACGAUCUUCAUCCCUCAGGUACGGAUGCGUUCCGCAACUUAUGUAUGUUGGGCACGGUGGACGGCCCGUUCGGGACGUGGGAUCGACCGUGGGAUGGCAGCGGAAACAUGACCGACAUCUGGGACCACAUGAGGCCCAUCGGACCACAUGACGGCGGUGGUGGGCCUGACGAUGAUGGCUCCUGGCCCGGCACUGGAUGGCCCCCGGGCACUAAUACCGAUAAUAACGUGGUGCCGAAGGAGAUGGACGUCAAUGAGUGCUCGGCGUUCCCCGGUCUCUGUGGUCAUGGACGAUGCAGGAAUAUGAUGGGCACUUUUGUUUGUGAUUGCUUCCCUGGAUAUGAACCGGAUUCGAAGAAUCAUACUUGCGUAGAUGUGAACGAAUGCGAAAUCGUGUCUGAUGUGUGCGGCGCCGGUGAAUGUCGCAAUAACGAAGGCAGCUUUUCCUGCCACUGCCGUCCAGGACACAGGGCCGACGAAAUAUCCAAGGUUUGCGUCGCUUUAUAUUAUGAAAGAUAUUUUCUCAAAAUGAAUAGUGAUGAUGAAAUGGAUGAUGGCUUUUUAGAUAUCAAUGAAUGCGUCGAAGACAGGGGAUUAUGUCGGGGAGGCCGUUGCGUGAAUACACCGGGUUCUUUUCGCUGCGAGUGCGCACCGGGAAUGGAACUCGCACCUGACCGCUUUUCAUGCAAGGAUAUCGAUGAAUGUUCUAUCACCUCAGGAAUAUGCAGUAAUGGUGCUUGCGAAAAUCAAAUGGGAACGUAUCAGUGUGUCUGCGAUGAAGGUUACGCACAGUUGACGGUCAAAUCUCACUGUGAGGAUAUCGACGAAUGCGCCGAAGACCCGACCCGCUGCCAGCAUGACUGUGUCAACACACCUGGCUCUUACCAUUGCAACGGGCGCACUUGCCGCGACGUGGACGAGUGUGGCAGCGGGGCACGGCCCUGCGGCGGCGGGGAGUGUCGCAACACGCCCGGUGGAUACUCCUGCGUGUGUGGGGAGGGACUACUGCCAGUGGAGGGCGACCGACCCACCUGCCGGGACAUUGACGAGUGCGCUGAUAUUCGCGAGCUGUGCGGCGCCGGGCAGUGUCAGAACACAAUCGGCAGUUUUGUGUGCCGUUGCCCAGAUGGGUACAGUGUGAAACCUGAGCAGGGCCCCGCAUGUACUGACGACGACGAGUGUGAGCUCGGUACCUGUGACUGCCAUCCCGCCGCCGACUGUAUCAAUUUACCCGGUUCAUUCCAAUGUCGUUGUCGGGAUGGGUGGCGUGGCGACGGCUCGGAGUGCGAGGACGUAGAUGAAUGCGUCACCAACAAUGGCGGCUGCCACCCGCGCGCCACCUGCCGGAACACUGACGGGUCCUUCGUAUGUUUAUGUGACACCGGAUACAAAGGCGAUGGGUAUUCUUGCGUGGACAUAGACGAGUGUGCGAACGACCCGACCCUGUGUGAGAACGGUCACUGCUCGAACACGCCCGGCGGGUACGUCUGCGACUGUGACGUCGGCUUCACCAAGACGCCCGAUGAAAAAGCUUGCCUCGAUAUGGACGAGUGCGCGACGUUCGACAAUGUCUGUGUAUUCGGUAGAUGCGUCAACACAUACGGCAUGUUUAAGUGUAUCUGUGAUAAAGGAUAUCAAUCGGAUAAUGUAGAUGAAUUGAUGCCUGGGUUUAACUGUACGGACGUGGAUGAGUGCAAGUCACCGCAAUCAUGUCAGUACGGCGAGUGUAUCAACACUCAGGGCUCGUACAUCUGUCGCUGUCCUCCCAACUAUGAGCUUGUCUCUGAUGGAACUGCUUGUUAUGAUUCAAGAAAAGCUCGCUGCUACGGCAAUGUGGACCUGCGUUCGGGCACUGAGCGCUGCCACGACAGGGACGAACUAUCCGAAGAUGGCACUAUGGCGGCAUGUUGCUGUUCUGUCGGUGCUGCAUGGGGCAACUACUGCGACCUCUGUCCUGAACCAGGGACGGAAGAGUAUCGGCAGCUUUGUCCCGGAGGGCCCGGAUACCAACCUGUUUUGGAGCCUCCUUCAUAUGUCGUGACGUUAGCUGACAUUGAUGAGUGCGAACAGCACCCCGCUCUAUGCGAGCAUGGGACAUGUACGAAUACGUUUGGGUCGUUCGUGUGCACAUGCGGCGACGGGUGGGCGUUAUCUGAAGAUGAACAGCGCUGUGUGGACAUCGAUGAGUGCGCCGUCCCCGAGGUGUGUGGCCCGGGAGUAUGCCGGAACAUGCCCGGUUCAUACGUGUGCCUGUGUCCCGAGGGAUACGUGCCGAUGCCUAGUAAUAAGGAAUGCGUGGAUAUCCGUCAGCGGCAAUGCUACUUGGAAUGGGACGAGGAGACGGGCAAGUGUUCGAACGCCGCUGGUGCGCCGCAGACGCGGCACGUGUGCUGCUGCUCGGCGGGGCGGGCGUGGGGCGCGCCGUGCGAGCGCUGCCCCGCGCCCGGCGCGCCUGACCACGUGGCGCUGUGCGGCGCGCGCCCCGGACAGUACAUCAACCCCGUCACCAACGAGACUAGGCACAUCAACGAAUGCGAGAUCAUGCCGCAGCUGUGCAAGCCAGGCACUUGCCACGACACCGCCUCCGGGUUCACGUGUGGCUGUGACCACGGGUGAGUAUGACAAAUCUUACGCCGUGAUGUACACAAUGCGAAUGCAAACGGAGUUGUCAACUUUGGAGAUUGUGCCUUUGGAGAAACAAAAUUCGUGACGUUUGGAUAGUCAUCGAAAAUCCAACCCUGAAUGCGAAACAUCUGCGUCUGUGUAACGACGUUAAUCGCUGUUGACUGCGAAACCAUACUGACAUGAACACAGUAAUUUCAUCGAGCUAAUAAUAGAGCGAAACAAAGCACAUGCGAAAUGUUGCCAUACAACUGACAAGAUUACGCUAAUGUACAUAAACGCCAAGAGUAAUGUGAAAAUAUGCAAAUGAAGAUGCGAGUAAGAUGCUCUCUAGGCGAAGUAAAAAACAAUCCCCUCUUCCAUACUCUUCGAAAUUCGCAUUUGGUAUAUUCGAUAGAGACUAUAUUUCGAAUUUACGAGCACGACAACACAUCACACCUGUGUCGCGACAUCGACGAGUGCGCUCUUGGUCGAUCCCGUUGCCGAGGCAUGGCGCAGUGCGUGAAUCUGCCCGGCUCGUACGAGUGCCGUUGCCCACCCGGGUACAAGCUGAUGGCCGACAUCGAGGAGUGUGAAGACAUCGAUGAGUGCGCCGACAAGCGACUUUGCGAGCAUGGCGACUGCAGGAACACAGUCGGUUCCUUCAGGUGCGAUUGCCAGCCUGGGUACACUUUACGCGACAACGUAUGCCGUGAUGUGGAUGAAUGUGCGCGUCCACGGCCCAUGUGCCGAAACGGCACUUGCGAGAAUCUGCCCGGCUCUUACACCUGCCACUGCGACGCAGGCUUCAAGCCUGGUCCCAAUAAUGAUUGCAUUGACAUCAACGAGUGUCGGGAUGGUGGCAUAGUGUGUCGCAACGGACGUUGCCGCAACACCGUGGGUUCAUUUAGGUGCGAGUGCGUGGCCGGAUACACGUUGACUGGCGACGGCCGCAACUGCCGCGAUAUCGAUGAGUGCACCGAGCUGCCUUACCCUUGUGGACGAGAUGGAUCGCCUUCAUGCACUAACACCAACGGAGGAUACGAAUGCUCAUGUGGCGAAGGAUGGCGUCUUCAUGGAAGAAAAUGUGAAGAUAAAGAUGAGUGCAAAGAGCUGCCGUACGCGUGUGCUGGCGGUGAAUGUCACAACUUUAAUGGCUAUUACAAGUGCGACUGUCCGGCCGGCUGGAGGUUCGAUAAGGCGGCGGCGGUGUGCGUGGACGAGCGGACGGAGAUGUGCUACGACGAGUACGCGAGCGGCCGUGCAGCAUGGGGUACUUAUUGCGAGCGUUGCCCACCGCCUGAAUCACCAGAAUUCCACCGUAUCUGCCAAGGUGGAAUGGGACGUCCCAAUUUUACACAGGACCUGGAUGAGUGCAAAGUUCGUCCAGACGUGUGUCGCGACGGUCACUGUGUGAACACGGACGGUUCGUUCCGCUGUGAAUGUAGUGAAGGUUAUGUGUUGGAUUCGACUGGUCUCGCCUGUGAGGAUGCAAAUGAGUGUGCUGCUGACCCACGCAUAUGCGGCAACGGAACAUGCACUAACGUAGACGGUGGUUACCAGUGCACCUGUAACCUGGGCUUUACAGAGGGACCUGAUCAUACUUGCGUGGACAUCGACGAGUGUGCGGAGGGGCGGGCGACGUGCUCGUUCCGUUGUCACAACACGCUCGGCUCGUUCCGGUGCACGUGUCCAUACGGGUACGCGGUGGCUGCCGACGGCAUACACUGUCGCGACAUCGACGAGUGCGCCGCUGAGGUGCCGCCCUGUCCUCACGCCUGCGAGAAUAUAGUCGGAUCUUACAUCUGCAAAUGCCCUGACGGUUUCCGACGCGUGAUGUCAGUACCUCAUUACGCUGUAGACGCGUGCGAAGACAUCAACGAGUGCGCUGAGCAGCUGGAGCUGUGUCUGCCCGGCGUGUGCGUCAACAACGACGGCGGGUUCGUGUGUGACUGUGAUGCCGGAUACGAGCCUAGCGAAGACGGGAAAGCUUGUAUCGAUCGCCGAACGGGCAUGUGUUACAGAUCGCUCGUGUCGGGACGUUGUACGCCGGAACCAUGGCCUUCUAGGAUAUCGUCUUCAACGCCUGCUUUGCCACAACACGUCACAAAGGCUCAAUGUUGUUGUACACUCGGUGCCGCAUGGGGUCCGGAGUGUGAGAUAUGUCCAGCGCAUGGCUCAGCCGAGCGAGCGCAGCUCUGCACGCCGACUAACCUUGGCGGAGGGGGCAGCAAUGGUGGUGGAGGUAGCAAUGGUGGUGGAGGUGGAGGAAAUGGCUGGGGCGGUGGAAAUGGAGGGGGUGGUGGCAACAUCGGCGGGGGAGGCGGCAGUCACGGUGGGACCAUUCCUGGCGGAGACCACACUGUCCCUGGCGGCGGGGGAAUGAUUCCAGGAGGAUUCCCAGAUAUAUAUGGGGAUGUGGAUGAGUGCGCCGCCAUGCCAGGCCUGUGCGCACCCGGCAGAUGCGUCAACACCAUUGGCAGUUUCCGUUGUGUGUGCGGGCGCGGCUACCGUGCGGCGGGAGACAUAUGCGCGGAUAUAGAUGAAUGUGCGUCGCGGCCGAAGCCCUGCUCGCAGACCUGUCGUAACACCGAGGGCUCGUACGAGUGCGGGUGCCGCGCAGGUUACGAGCUGGAUGAUGACGCCGCCGACUGUCGCGACGUGGACGAGUGCGAGCGCGGCACGCACACCUGCCAGCAGACCUGCACCAACACAGACGGUUCCUACGAGUGCUCCUGCCUCGAGGGAUACGAGAGGCGAGGCGACGCAUGUGUCGAUAUCAAUGAGUGUCACGAGGAGGGCAUUUGUCCCACGCCCGGCAAGUGCGUGAACUUACUGGGCUCGUACCGAUGCGUGUGCCCGCGCGGGUACAGGCUGGACCUGACGGGGCGGUGCGUGGAUCGCGACGAGUGCGAGGACGGCCGCUGCCAAGCGCCCUGCAGAAACUACGCCGGCGGCUACCGGUGCGACUGUCCCGCAGGUACGGUGCGGUCUGGUACGGCGUGCGUACCGGUGGAUGCGUGCGGAGGCGGCGCGUGCGGUUCAUCGCCGUGCUUCCCGGUGGGCGGCGCGUACCGCUGCGGCUGCCCCGCCGGGUACGGAUGGGACGCAAGGCACGCCGUCUGUCUACAGUCGCUGGGCGAGUCAUUCCAGUGUGGGUGUCCCGCGGGAUAUCGGCUCGUGGGCGCGGGACACUGCCUCACUGCGCUCGACGCUGGGCUGGCGCCUGACGAUAUCGGGGACGCGCCUGUCUUCCCGCUCCGCGACCAGUACAAGGUCGCCAGUGGCACUGGAGAUCUCAUAUCUAACGAGGGCUGCUUCAGCUGUAAGAUAAACGGACGUCAUCGACGAGCUCCGGAAGAAGGUAUCGUAUUUGCGAACGGAACCACCAUUGUCAGGAAACGCAGAAGACGAAGCCGACGUCGCCGAUCCCUACUGGAGCCGGAGGCGGAGUUGAUAGUGAUAACGGCAUCGGCGCGUCAGACGUGGGGCCGCGCGCCGCUACUGCGGCUGGUGCCGGCGGCGGGGCGCGCGCGCGCUCAUUACCGCAUCGCGUACGGCGACCACGACAACCACUUCCUGCUGUCCAAGCGUGACGGCGCCUGGGCCCUGCGACUGCGCCGCCACCUGCCCUCCAGCGCCGUCCUCCAACGGCAGCUGGAGGUGGAGGCCCGGUUCGUGCCGGUACCGGACGCGGGCCGCCGACCGAACAAGCGGAGUCGCCGCCAGAUCGACCUGAACACGCCGCCCCCUAUGCGACUAUACGUCACCGUCCGCAUCGCCCCGCCGAAACGCUGAUCGCGUAUGCCGCGCCCUCUCCUUAUGUGUUUCGUUUUCGAUCGAUUCCAGGGCUUCAAUUCUGCUAAAGUUAACUUAGUAAUCGUGUCUCGAUUGAUUGGAUUUUACCAUUUUCCUAUCUAUGCGAGCUCCAAUAUUAUUAGGGCAAUGUUUUCUUCAAUUUUGUGAUUUCUUACCGAGAACUGUGUCAAAAACAGUUGUUAUAUUUACUCGCCAUAGUUACGCGUAAUAUAGGAAUCGACUAAUCAACUUAACUUAUUGUUGAUAAAUACUGACCCGAUUCGUUUAGGAGAGAUGCGUUGAGCGCCUCCUCGAUAUAUCGAUUUUCUCGUAUCAAGGUUAUCGAAAGCUAUAUUUUUCUGUGCUGACUUCCGCGACGACUGAUAUAAUAGUCACCAUAAAUUAUAAUUUUAUUUAUGUAAAUAAUUAAAGAUCGUUUUACCUCCUAUUAUUUUCCUAUUAAAAUCACUGCCACUUUUUAUUCAGUCAUCGAGCAAAAGCUAACUGUCAUUCGCGUUGUGAAAAAGAAUAAUUUGAAAUGGAAAAUCUGAACGUUCUAAAAAGAGCAAGUUAUAAAAUAAAUUGGAGACUAGGCUAGUCUUACAGAAUUAGUGACGCUGAUAUACGAAUCGUUUUCUUAGUAAUACUAGGUACGUAUUCCAUUCUUCUUCUAUAGUGUAAGAAAACAAAAUCAUUUGAUAAAGUGCACGCUCCAUUAGGAUCGUCAAAUUGUUAGGACGAUCUCGUUGGCAGUAUUAAAUUGUGUGAAAUGUUGAAUGCAAUAUAUUUUUAUGUAGUUAGUUAAAAUUAUAGUAGCAAUUACCAUUGUUGUAAGCCUAUUAUUAAAUAACAAAUUAUUUUAUUAAAAUUAUAGCAAUAAUUGUCGAUAAUUUUAAUAUUGUCACGUCACUAUUUGCCAUUUAAGACCAGUGUAUGUUCUAUGAAUUAAAUAAGUAAUGAAUGAACGAAUAAAUUAUGAAAGCUAUUUAUUUUUAUUCUCAUUAAUAGAUUAAGUUAGCAAUAUAAAUUUGAUAUUUUGUGAAAUUAUUUUAUACUUUCGUAUGAAGUAUUGAUCAUAAUAAUAUUUAAUAUUUAGACCAACUGGUCUAAGUACAAAAGUGAAUCAAAUAGAAAUGUUUAAUUUUGUAAAUAUGUGUAUACAAAUAAAAAAAUAAUAUAAUAACGUAGUAGGAUUUAAGAAAUAAUUAAAUUGCAUAAGUUUUAUUAGUCAAAGGAUGAGAAUAAAGUAAUAAACUUUUAAAAUCACAU
Diatraea saccharalis (sugarcane borer) is the source of this 10830-nucleotide messenger RNA. The record is from the annotation of a GenBank genome assembly. NCBI's taxonomy places the organism in Eukaryota, Metazoa, Arthropoda, Insecta, Lepidoptera, Crambidae.